CGGAAGAGUCCGUGUUUACAGCGCAGCUUUUGCUCCACGUUAGCAUCGUUGAUUUGUCAAGAAGUGAACAGGGAUUUAUAUUCCGCUUUUGUACCUAACAGUUUAAUGAUUUUGUAAAAUAAUUAUUAUUUCACGCCACGAUUAGCAUGUUUGUUUGGAGGCGGAAGUGCCGCCGACACGCAUAGCAAUGACGAGCUGGCUAACGUAGCGCCGAGGUUAGCCAGCUAGGAACCUAGCAGCACAAGCUAACUUCUCACACAGCAGCGGUACAUCCAACACGGUGACACAGGUCCAGGAACCAGAGCAGCCAUGGGUGCGGAGAGCAGCGCGGUGCGGAGCUGUACCCUGGAGGAGCCGCUCCUGACCCUGCCCUCCGGACUCACCAUGUACUCGGCGAUGCUCCAGGAUGGAAAGCCUGCAUCCGUGUUUGUCUACAAGCGGGACAAUGAGGACAAAGUCAACAAAGCUGCUAAGCACCUAAAGACCUUGAGGCAUCCAUGUCUGCUGCGCUUCCUGUCCUGCUCAGUGCAGGACGGCGGCAUCCACCUGGUGACGGAGCGUGUGCAGCCCCUGGAGCUGCUGCUGGACAGCCUCUCCCCAGAGGAAAUUUGCGCAGGCAUCUAUGACAUCCUGCAGGCACUUGUGUUUCUGCAUGAGAGGGGUAAAUCAAGCCACAACAACGUUUGCAUUUCGUCUGUAUUUGUCAGUGAGGAUGGUCAUUGGAAACUGGGAGGGAUGGAGACUGUCUGCAAGUUCUCUGAGGCAACGCCUGAGUUUAUCGCAAGCAUUAAAAAUGUGAGAGAGGCCAGCUGCAUCCCUCCAGAAGAGCAGGUUGAGGGUUUUAAAACGCUUCCUGAUAACAUCGCUCACUCUCGGGACUGUUACUCUUUUGGAAUGAUGGUGGAGACGCUCAUCACUCUCCUGAACGGCCAUGUGUCACAGGAGCUGUCUGACAGUCUGGACAAGACCCUGCAGGCAGGCCUGCUGAACCCCGACCCCUUAUCUCGACCUCCACUCAGCUCCUUGCUGACUCAUGACUUUUUCAGGAAUGACUUUCUGGAGGUGAGGACUUUUCUGAAGAGCCUGACCUUGAAGAUGGAAGAAGAAAAGAAUGAAUUCUUUAAGUUUCUUCUAGACCGGGUCCAGAGUCUCCCUGAAGAGCUGAUAGCUUCACGCCUAGUCCCCAAACUCCUCAACUCUCUUGUUUUUGCUGAACCCAUGGCUGUUAAAAGCUUCCUGCCUCAUCUUCUAAGGCCAAAGAAGGAUUCAGGUGGUGGCAAUGAUGAAGAAUGCCUGCUGUCUGUGUCCCUUUACCGUAAACAUGUGAUUCCUCAGCUUCUCAAGCUCUUCAAAGUCAACGAGGAACACAUCCGGAUUGUGUUGCUGGCUCACAUCCACAUCUACGCUGAGUUCUUCUCCCAUGAUGAACUCAAAAACCAGAUCCUACCUCAGGUUUUGCUAGGAAUGCGAGACACCAAUGAUUCCCUGGUUGCCAUGACAUUGCAGAGUCUGGCAGUGUUGGUGCCCUUGCUGGGUGCUCAAGUGGUUGUUGGUGGAGAGAGGACCAAGGUCUUUAAACGCACCACACCCAACUUCACCAGGUCUACAGAGGUCACCCCCGAAACUUCACCUGUGCAUAUAGUUGGAGGCUCCCACCCUCAGAUGGCCCAGCCUUCAAAAGGCUUGUAUUUGUUCCCCAGACCAUCAGGGACUGAAGGCCUGGUCCUGGGUCAUAUGGAUAGCUUACCUGCUAGUAGGGAGACUCCAAGAAUUUACCCUGUGCCACCAAAAUCAGAUGUCAGCAGACAAAUGUCUCUACCUUUGAACGGCUUUCGUCAGGACACUGCGAUAGAGCCCCUGUCAUAUAGCCCAGAGCAGACUGACAGACGAGAGGGUCCAGUGGAAGACUGGCCUGACUGGAGCGACCCUGAAGAGAGUGAGAACAGAGGUGGACAGUCAGUCCAGAUCCGCAUUCAGGCCUCAGAGAGAGAAGAUCCCGUCAGCAGCAGACUGCCACUCAUGCACUCAAACAUGGAAGAGGAGCCUUGGGAUGACUUUGAGGACACUGAACCUACCUCAGAUCUCUCCCCUACAGCUCCUCUGUCUGACCCAGUUAUACUCACACCACCCAGAGGGGGCACCACUACACCUGUAAAACAUGCUCCUGAGGCAAUGAGACUGGGUUCCUCCAAACCCCUCAAACUGACCUCAAGCCUGCUACAGCCCACCCAAAGCAGGACCACUUCCUCAUGGGACAAUGGCUGGGCUCAAGAGACAGACUCAGAAAAAUCACACAACCCAUUAAACCCCAAACCCACAGUGCCACAAAAGAAUGGUGGAAGAGGAGGUCUGGGAGAGGAGUUCACCAUUAGGGUGAAGAAAAAGGAAGAGCCAGAUCCAGAGCUGGAUUUGUUUGCAGACAUGGUGCCGGACAUCAAACUGUCCUCUUCAGCUCUGCUGCCACUGGACAAGUGCAGUGUGAGUGAUGCUGGACUGCCAACAGCCUCCUCAGAAAACACUAAAUCUCUGCAGGUUGACUCAUCCAUCGAUACUGUAACACUCACUGCCAAGUUCGCAGUUGCCAACCAGACUGAGGCUGAAACAGAUGGUUGGGGAGAUGGAGAUGACUUGAACUGGGAGGAUGAGAGUGCCUGGUGAUGACGUUUGAUCCCUCUGCUUCAUCUUGAGCAAAAGACUCGACCACUGGAAAACUCAAAUGCUCAAAAUGCACCGUUUCAGAGACAGUCGAGCUGAAAGUUGCUCCAGUUCUCAUUUAACAGCAUGAUGCAGUAAGAAUGACAAUGAUGGACUCUUUAUAACCUGGACAUUUAUUAUCAGUCUGUUCAUUAAGAUAACUUGCUUUUAAACGGGAAGGACUGGAAGCUUAUCAGAAGAUGCUGGACUUGGAUAAAUGAAGCCAUUGUAUUUUUGUUUGCCAGCUAAUACUAGUCACCUCUAGACAAAUGAGGAUCUUAAUCAGAGGUGAAGGUCAUCUUGUUUUCAUCUGCUUCUCUCUCUCUCUCUUUUUUUUUUUAAUGUGCCAACUUCACAACUGGCAUGAAGAUCAAGAUUUACUUUUUGGCAAGACACAACUUGUCCAAAAUGUGUCGGGUUUGAUUUACAGAAGGCUUGCACUUUGAAUGAAUGUGAAAUAGAAAUUACGUAAUUUAUUAGCUUUUUGGUUGCUGGUGAAGUAAAGAUUUUACUGUAUCAAA
Messenger RNA from Epinephelus lanceolatus (giant grouper), 3215 nucleotides. It is a transcript of the gene scyl3, whose product is annotated as SCY1-like, kinase-like 3. Lineage: Eukaryota; Metazoa; Chordata; Actinopteri; Perciformes; Serranidae. Gene Ontology annotation, molecular function: ATP binding; protein kinase activity. Gene Ontology annotation, biological process: protein phosphorylation. The record is from RefSeq and is a predicted model, not a curated record.